Molecule: messenger RNA, 4647 nt
Organism: Hyposmocoma kahamanoa
Lineage: Eukaryota; Metazoa; Arthropoda; Insecta; Lepidoptera; Cosmopterigidae
Exons: 8
Coding region: 16-2715 (899 amino acids)
Source: RefSeq, a predicted model, not a curated record
AAGACAACAUUAGUGAUGUAUCAACAAGUGAUAAUAUCGAUAUUUAUGCUCCGGCUAUCAUUGUCUACGUCAAAUUUCCUGGAAAUAGACAGCAAUUAUCAGAAACCAAAAUUAGAAAGAAACAGUGUCCUAAACAAGGGAGUUUGGGUGAAAAGUAUAAAGGAAAAUGAUAAAUCCACAGCGAAUUUCUUAUUCAGAGGUAAUCCAGUUGACGUAGACAACCAACUUCAAAAUGAUUUUAAUCCCUUUGAAGAUGGCAAUGGACCAUCUUCACCAUUUAUUUCGAGUUACGUGGAGAGGGCCAAGCGUUCGUUGGACCAUAAACGACUCCGGCGCUUCAGGAAGAGUUUAACCAACUGCUCAAAACGAGAUUGCAAUCUCAACACUGUAAUUGACGAAAAACCUUCACUAAUCAAAUCCCAAUUGUUGACAAAACUAAAACCUGCUUCCGUUUUCAAUGAUUACCCUUACGAAAUUGCGCUGCUACUUGGAAACAACAAAGGAAUGUUAGAAAAGGCUAAAAACUAUUCUUCAUAUGUUAUUAACGAAAUGAUCCGGGAUGAUAAUAAAACUAUUAUCCCAAUAACUGAAACAAAUACUAACUACACUAAUGGAGAUAUUGUAACCAAAGUAAGUGAUGAAAAAACGGAUAAAGUUAACUAUACAAUUAAUUACACAGUAAAUAGUAAUAAUGUGCCCAAAAGGAGUAUGGCAGUUGCGUUAGAAGACAGUGUUAAAAGGAUAGGCCUUGGUGAUUUCAAUAAUAGCAACGCUCUAAGUGAUGACAUUAUUCACAGUGAAAUUGUUGCGGGUGAAAUAGGACGUAUUCCAUCUAGAAUACACGUAGAUAGAGAUAUAUUUGACAAAGACGACAAGGUAUGGCGUCAAAAUGCUCCAUUACCUAAUUCACCUCUGCCCAAUAUGAACAGAAUCAAAUCUAAAGAAGAAGAAAGUAAAGUGGUAAGACCUGUUACAGAAAGAGGUUUAGUCAAAGUGCUGUCAAUGCUUACGAAGACUUUCAAAAAGAUAAUGAAACAACACAGUGACAUUAAAGAUAUACAUAGAAAACUAAGCCAUACGAAUGAAAAUUUUUUGGAAAACAUUCAUGUAAUGACGAAGAAAUUUGAAGAUUUCGAUAACAAAUAUAACAAUUUGGUGAAAUUGUCCGAGAGAAUGAAGAAUUUAGAAACGAAACUGAGCGCUAAAGAGCAACAUUAUAAAGCUAAGGAAAGAGAACUAUCAAAAAAUUUAGUUGAUUUUGAAAUACAGCAAAAGAAGUUCUUACAGCAACAACGUCAAUUUUAUAACAUACAAAAACUAAUGCUGGCACAGAACGAAAGAAUAAAUUCAAAACAGAAUGCUAUUGCUAAAACCCAAAGUGAAAUUUCUCAUAGACAAAAUAACUUUGCUAGAAUUUUGAAAAAGGCAAAACAAAUAUAUGUAGAUAACAAAUAUGUGCCCAGCAACCCUAAGUUACCAUAUUCUAAAGCCUUUAGCAAUGAGGUGAUUGAACGAAACCGUUCAACCGAAACCAAUGCAGUCAUUUAUACUACAACAAUAACUCCAAAAUCUACUGAGUCCAUAAAAAUCAACCUAUUUUCGAUACCAUCUUUAGCUAAACUAAAAAACCAAGAUCAAUUGCUGUUAGAUGAGAAAGAUGAACAAUCAGUAGACGAUUUAAUAUACAAAUACUACUUCAACAACACACUUUUAGAUAACUUAAUGAAACAUUUUCUAUCUAACUUCCUUGGUUCUCCAGACGGUACAGACUUGUCUAGAAAUAAUAAAGCAAAACGUGAUGAUACAAAAAUGAAACUAAAUGAAAUUAGUUCCACCAUACUUUUACCAAUGAACAAAUCAGAAAAUGUAGAAUUGGUUGGCAAAACUCUUAAUCGUGAACGAAGAUGGAUCAGUCAUCAUUCGAGAAGGAAAUGGCGGACAAAGAAUAGAGGAAAAAAAGCAACAGAAAUCGUGAACACCGAUGACGAAAAGACUAAUAAAAAAAAUGCUAUCGACCUGGAAGUACCAAAGAAAGAAGAUAAACCUCAGGAAAAACCGCGCGAUGCUAAAGAGUUAAUCCAACUACAUAAGAAUGAUGUUUUCAUAACAAUGGCUACGAAUUUUUGUAAUGGCAUUGGUCAAAAUCAAAACGGCCAAAUUCUAGAUUGGUGUGUUGAAAAAGCGUUAAGGAAAUUACAGAAUAUUGACAUCAAAAUACCACCUCCUAUUUCACCUUCCGGUGCUCUAGCGCUGUCAUCAAAGGGCUUCAAACCUCGACGACUUUUCCAAGCAAUAAUUAACACCAAGCCAAGGUCACUUAAAAGUCCUCAAGGAUCCAUGCCACUAUCAUUGGUGACCAAGUCAAUGACCGCAGAACCCGCAUCGGUGACAAUGGCACCUCAACUAACGAUCACCAAUACUGUGAUUACCAGCACCGGAUUUUUUCCAGAUAACGAUAAACUGGAAUCAAAUCUUAGUAAAUAUGAGCUGAUCAAAGAUACAGAGGGUAACGUGUAUUACGAUGGCAGUCUUCACGCCAGUGACAUUAUUAAAGAAGAUAAAAACAGUGACGACAGUGACAUUAUGCCCGGUCUAGAGAGCAACUCUCGGAUUGACACGAUAGAUCCGGAGACAUUCGACACGAAAGCCAUGCGGCGCGCCAUGAUUCGUCGCAUGAGAUACGAAAACAUGUUCAAGAAGAUGUCUAAAUUGUAAUUUAAUAGAAUUAAAUUAACGAUCAAAAUGCAGUAAAUGAUUAUAAUCCACCCGGAACUCAAUGCCGACAAAUUGUCUAUGGACUCCAAAAUCAUUAUACAAUAAGAUAAGUAGUGUUAGGCUGGCCACAUUCGAAACUUCGAUUCGAGAUUCCGUAUAUACAUCACACUCAUACGUUUAUUUUCAUUCGGAAUGACAAGACUCAGCUAAGAAAUGAGAGGCAUUGAGUCCUGAUGUUCUCGCAGCGAAAUUAGGUACGUACGGAAUUUGCGACUGUGUGUUGCGAUCCCACAAAAUGUAUGGAAGACUUGCAUUCAGAAUGGCAUUCUCCGUGGUGAAUUUCUAAUGCACAAGCGACUAUACAGAACUUCGAAUCGGAAGAAAAUUCAAAUAGUAUAGUACUGUAUGUGUGUUAUAAGUCUGAUUUGUAUAGUUUUGCUGCCCCCGUGGACUGUAUGUGGCCAUCCUAACUCCAUACAAACGUAGCAGCGCGACUAGUACGUGUACGGAAGUUCCCAAAACCUCGAAGUGAACUUGAAUUGCAAAGUUCGGGUUCGGAAGUUGCUGUUUGUCUUAUUAUACUUUGCCAAAAUGGAGGCGCUAAUAGAUGUCACUAAAUUCUAUUAAAUUAACAAACGCACAAACUAAACAUUGAUUUUAAAUUUUCGAAUUAUCUACAGACAUCUCCAUUAAAUUCGGUUGCGAAGCGUAUCUUCUUUUCUGAACUUCAGAAUGGCAAGCAGUUCUUUAGAUACAAGGACGUUCUGAAAAGAUACAUGAAAAGUUGCAACAAUGACCCCUCGAGGUGGAAGACGCAGUCGAUUUGCCGUUCUGGGUGAAAGCACUUUGUGAAAACUCAGGUGACAAAAUUUGAGGAGCAGAGACUGUCGGACCUGGACGCGAAACGUGAUGCUCUCAAGGCUAAAACACCUGCAGCCAUCUUUUAUUACUUUGUUGGCGGUGUCCUUACGUGUCGCCACUGUUUGCGAACAUUUACCAAUCCAAGGGCACAUGAUAGAGCAAAUAUCCGUAGCUCUAAUUCUAAACAAUGGCCAAAACCGGCUAGGACAUACACAAAUUCGGUAACAACAUGGUCCAAUUUUGUCAAGCAAAGUUGCACGGUGCCCUUUUAUGGGCAGUCCCAUAUCUUUCUACAUAAAUUUUGUAUAUGCUGACCUUCCUAUCAACCUCUUGGUUAUACGAAAAGGGCACUAUAACCUGUGCAAGCACACCCGCACAGGGACCUUAUCAGUCAGGACCAUAUCUGUCACUAGAUCAACCCGUUUGCACAGACGUCAUCCGAUUUUCAAAAGGCUAUUGCGCUUAGGUGGGCUGCUCCGGGUGCGUACAACGCCCUCCCUAUUGUCCAGAUAGAUACCGGAGCUGUUGGCACGCUCAUUUCCCGUUGCACAACUAACGGUUGUCACCUAUAAAGUCCACUACCAAAACUCCUCUUUGGUAGCGGAGCUGUAGGCACGCUCACCUCCCAAUGCCGAGGCGUCUCUCCAGUUUCCAGAAACCUACGCCACUGGUGGUGGCGGCAUCCUCUACUAGCUCUCGGGGCUAGUGCCGGAGAUGUCGGUCGCAGUAUCCUGUGACAAUUUCCGGACAUAUCCCUGUAUGAGCAGACCCAUAUCUUCUACAUUAGUUUUGAUUAUGGGGACCCUCCCUACCGACCCUUAGGGUAUACGAGAAGGGCACUGUAACCUGUGCGCGCUCAGGAACCAUGCGAAUUCAGGUUUUGACCCCAGAUCAGCCAAUGUACAUGGUUGUCACAGACCUCUGUCACUUGACUUCAUCCGAUGAUAUGUGCAUAAUUUAAAAAUUUUUGUUUAACCAAUUUUUGUUCUGUUGCUUUUACUCCCUUUCUUCCGAGAAGUAUCAUAAUGGUGAAUAUAUGGUGCAGAGACAUGGAAACUCAAAGCCUUGUUU